This is a messenger RNA of Abrus precatorius (Indian licorice), 3136 nucleotides long. RefSeq lists its product as uncharacterized. Lineage: Eukaryota; Viridiplantae; Streptophyta; Magnoliopsida; Fabales; Fabaceae. The record is from RefSeq and is a predicted model, not a curated record. Gene Ontology annotation, cellular component: small-subunit processome; nucleolus. The coding region runs from base 97 to 2778 and encodes 893 amino acids. Gene Ontology annotation, biological process: rRNA processing. The transcript is spliced from 11 exons.
CUAUUGAAAUUAAAUAGAAGUUGAAGUAGGGUUAUAAUAGGUUGUAUCUUCUCUUUGGAUGCAAACACCGUAGACGCCGUUCAGAAAACCACAGCUAUGGCGGAAAAGAAGCGCAAAGAGAGGGAGGAAGGAAACCGGCGAAGACACAAGUCGAAGAGGAACUCCAACACUCAAUACAAGAAGAGAGGUCCUCAUUUGCCUUCUUCUCUGCGAAAAGAGCUUGACCGUUUAAAUCCCACCACUUCGUUCAAUACCAUUGAUUCCGAUGACGACAAUGACAUUUACGAAUACGAGGAAGAACGAGCCGAGGAGGAGUCCACCAAAAACAAGCGUUACGACCCUGCUUCUGUCAACGACGACAAACUUUCUCAGGAAUUCGAGGAUGAGAAUGUGCAAUCUGAUGAUGAAAAUGAGGAUGAUGAUGAUUACAUUGGGACAAAGGGUAAUGAAAAUGCCCUGAGUGACGAUUCUGGAGAGGAGGAUGAUGGAAGGCAUGCAAGGAUGCUGCAAGGAAUUACCGGUAUGCCAAGUGAGGCUUUUGAAGAGAAUAAGAAAAAGAGGAGGAUGAAUGACACUGUUAUACCAGAGCUGUAUCCGGAGUCUGAAUAUAAUCCUAGCCGUGAUGUUGUGGAUGGUGAUGGACGUAUUAGCAUUGAGGACCUUCUGAAUCCUCUUCGUGAAAAUCCUGGUUAUGGAAAACUUAGGAAGAGAAUGCAACAAAUUGAAAAAAAUACUAGAACUAUUCAUGCACCACUUUCAAAAACUGCUCAGGUGAAGGUAGAGAGGAAGGCAGCAUAUGAAAUAUCAAAAAAAGAUGUCACAAAGUGGCAGCACAUUAUUCAGAGAAAUAGAGAGGCACCAACUCUUUUCUUUGAUGAACAUGUAGAUUUGAAGUUUUCAACUGUAGGAGCAAUAGCUUCUGAAUUUGAACCUAGAACUGAAUUUGAGAGGAAAAUAGCUGCACUGGUUCAUGAUGACAAAGUUAUGGAAGCUCAUAAAAAGGAUGGUUCUAGGCUUCUUGAAAUGAACAAGGUCUCUAUUGAAGAUGAGAAAGAUAGGCAAAAUCGGAUUGCUAAAAUGCGGAGCCUUCUUUUUCGUCAUGAAUUGAAGGCAAAGCAUAUUAAAAAGAUCAAGUCCAGAACCUUUCAUCGUUUAUUGAAGAAAGAUAGAUCAAAGGAAGAAGCUUCUCGGAUUCAAAUGGAUCCUGAAGCUGCUGAAGAAUAUGCCAUGAAACAGGAGCGUCUAAGGGCAGAGGAACGCAUGACUCUGAAACACAAAAACCAGAAUCGGUGGGCUAAGCGUAUUUUACAGCGUGGUUUAAAUAGUCAAGAUGAAGGAACACGUGCUGCCAUAGCUGAACAACUUCAAAGGCAUGCUGAAUUGACUAGAAAAAUGCACUCUAUGAAGGGUAGCAGCAGUAGCAGUGAUGAUACUAGUGAUGAGGAUGAUGGAGAUGAGAACUCUACUGGUUCUGAUCAAGAUAGGGCGUACAAGCUUUUGGCAAAAGCAAAAGAUAAAACAAUGAAAGUGUUAGAGGAAGAGGAUGAGGUUCCUAAGUCAGGAUUGCUUUCUUUACCUUUUAUGAGGCGUGGAUUGGAGAAAAGAAAAGAGGCAGCUGUUGAAGAAGCCAACCUUGCUCUUCAAGAAUAUGAAGAUUCUUUGAAGAAGGUGGAGAAUUCUGGUGGCUCAGGAGAUUCAAAAGCUGCUUCUACAAGUGGAAGAAGAGUAUUUGGAACAGCUAAAGCCCCGGUAUCUGAUACCGAAAAUAGGGUGAAAUCAGAUAAGUUUUAUGGUGGCAGCGAUAGUGAAGAUGGCUUAGGGAUCAGCGAAAGUGGCAACAUAGAGAAUGGGGGAGGUGACCUUUUGCAUAAGGAUGUAAAAAAUGAUUCGUUCUUAAUUCAAGAAGACAUUGAUGUUCACCAGGAAUCUGUUUUUAAGAAUUUUGAUGAUAUUAUUAAAAAUCCUGGGCCAAAAACGACAUAUGAAGUUUCGAUAUUUGCAUCAGAUACAUGGAAAAAGGCAAAAAACAAAAAUGAAGAAGGCACAAAUAUCAAAAAGUCUUCAAAGCUUGUAGGGCCUGUUAGGCAAGAUAUAAAAGAUACUAAUAAGGAAUUUGGAGAGGACAGUGAUACGGAUAGUGGACAAAUGGUAGAUGGAAUUCUGUCUUCUGUAUCUAAAGUGCCUUAUGAACUUCCUUCUCAAGAGGAGCUCAUACGGCAAGCUUUUGCGGGUGAUGACGUUGAAGAUGAUUUUGAAAAGGACAAGCAGGAGAUCCUCAACGAAGAAAAUCCUGCGCCAGAAAAGCCUCUAUCACUUCCUGGGUGGGGCCAAUGGACACAUAUACAGCAGAAGAAAGGCUUACCAUCUUGGAUACUGAAAAAACAUGAAGAUGCCCAGGAAAAAAGGGCAGAAGCCCUCAAAAAGAGGAAGGAUGCUCAGCUAAAAAAUGUGAUUAUAUCUGAGAAGAUAGAUAAGAAGGCUGAGAAACUACAUACUAAAGCGAUACCAUUCCCUUUUACUUCCAAAGAGGUCUUUGAACAGAGCAUGCGUGUGCCCAUAGGACCUGAAUUUAAUCCGGCAACUGCUAUUGGUCCUCUUAACCGGCCUGAAGUGGUGAAGAAACCAGGUGUUAUUAUAAAACCAGUAGAGUUUGAAGAAGUGAAUCCUCAUGAAAGACUAGAGCAACAGAGCGGAGAUAAGCAGAAAUCUAAGAAAAAUAAAAAUAAAGGCAAUGGUGGCAAACCCAUGAAAAAGACAAAGGUGGGAGGAAAAAGUUAACGGGCAGGAAGUUUUGGUGCCGAUUCAGUUCUAGAAAAUAUUCGCAGUUUUCAGUCACUUUGCGAGGUUACAAGAAAAAGGCUAAGUUAAAAGAAAAAAAGGUGCAGAGUAUACUUAGCUCGAAAGCACGGGGUAUACAAGAAAGAAAAACAAUUUUGGUUAAGGAAAAGAAAGAAGAAAUAGAAUAUAGGACAGAGGCUUAUCUGUAUUUUCAUUGUAUCGUAGAAUUGUUGUUGAUUAUAUUAUUUUCACGUCUAGCUUCAAUUUAUUAUUUUUUUUCCAAUUGAUAUAUGCUCAGGAGUAGUGUGGCAAAGAACCUGUUAUUUAUGUGACAUUUCUACUCCCGUCAUUCGUUCUG